UCUUCCAAUUAGAUCCAGAGAAUAAAAUUUACCAUGCAACUGACCAAUGACCAGUAACCAAUCUUUGAUGUUUUUUGAAAAAUUAUUCUGAAUUCAUCGCCCUGGUAAAAUACAAAAAUGCCAAUUGAAUCCUUAAGUAGUGAAAAGCUGAUAGUAGUGUUAGAUAUAGGAACUGCUUAUACAAAGUUUGGGUUUGCAAGUGAAUUCGCCCCCAGAUAUAUUAUACGCUCAGAAGUACGUUGCAAAACAACGGAUCGGUUACGUAAACUGUGUGACUAUGAAUCUCCAGAAGAUUUAUUUAACAUGCUUACGGAUUUUAUUCAUAUGAUAUAUUUUAAGUUUGCACUAGUAAGUCCCAAAGACAGGCCAGUGGUAAUUGUUGAAUCAUUACUAUGUCCUACCUUGUUCCGCGAGACACUCGCAAGGGUGCUUUUUUGUCAAUAUGAAGUAUCAAUGAUUUUAGUGUUGCCUUCGCACUUAGUAAGCUUAGCAAGUUUAGCAGUACAUACUGCACUUGUACUUGAUGUGGGUUAUAAAGAAGCAGUAGCUAUACCUAUUUGUCACGGUCUGCCUAUUAUACAAGGCUGGCAAGCACUGCCUCUUGGAGCAGAAGCAAUACAUAGUAAUUUGAAAGGACUUCUAAGUAGCUCGAAUAGUGGAGUACAGAAUCUCCCAGAAUCUGUUAUAGAGGAUGUAAAAGUAAGAUGUUGCUUUGUCACUAAGAAAUCUCGAGCAGAGCAGCUUUCUUUAGUAAAAUCUGAAACAAUUCCUCCACCUGAAGUGAAGUACCCAGUAGGAGGAAAUACCAUUCUAAAUGUCUGUGGGAAAACUAGGGAAAAAGCAUAUGAAAUAUUGUAUGAGGAGGAUAAUGAUCACUACUGUCUGUCUACAAUGAUAUUAGAUUCAAUUUUGAAAGUGGAUCUUGAUUUGAGGCAAAAAUUGGCCGAAAAUCUGCUUCUUAUUGGAGGGACCACAAUGGCGCCUGGUUUUAAGGCUCGUUUAAAGGAAGAAUUAGCUAAACAGUUAAAAAGUGAACGUUACAAGGUUUUGAAUAUUAAGGAGUUUUAUUUUCAUACCCCACCUUGCAAGGAAAAUUGCACGGCAUGGCUCGGAGGUGCUCUAUAUGGAGCUACAGAAUUCCUUUCCUUGAAGGCUUUUACCAAGGAGGCUUAUUUAAAAGAAAAACACCUUCCAGACUGGGUUAACUUAAGAGAUGUGACUAGCAUUAGGGCCUUGUAAUCAUUUUUGGUUCACGAUAAUUAUUCUGCUAAUGUAAAAAGUGCAUGUGUCCUGUUUUUAUUUAUGAAUAUGCUAUUUAACCUUUAAUAAAAAUUUUGCACUUUCCACUUCAAACACGUUUUAUUGGAAUGUGUGCA
Molecule: messenger RNA, 1376 nt
Organism: Cylas formicarius (sweet potato weevil)
Lineage: Eukaryota; Metazoa; Arthropoda; Insecta; Coleoptera; Brentidae
Gene: Arp10
Product: actin-related protein 10
Exons: 6
Coding region: 118-1239 (373 amino acids)
Biological process (GO): retrograde axonal transport of mitochondrion
Source: RefSeq, a predicted model, not a curated record